CACAACCAAUUCCACAACCAAACCACCCAGCGACCACUUUCAUGCCGCAUAUAAACAGCAGCCACUUCACAUUCAGUUUCUUCCAGCCUAGCCUCCCAUUUAUUUCUUGACUUGACAAAACUGACUUCCAGAAUAGGCAGGUGAGCGGCCACGGUCGGAUUUAAACCCCAACCACACGAGCACAUUGGGGUUUAGUCGUCGUACGCGUCUUCCGAUAUUCUCGAGCAAUCUUCAGAGAGGUUCAACAUAUCUCAACCCCUGGAGCUGGAACAACGAGGUCCACAUGCUCUACAUCGACCGGCCCGUGCAGACUAGCUUCUCCUACGACGUCCAAACCAACGUGACGAUACAACUGGAUAUCGAAGACCCGUCCGAGCCCGUCAUUACGCCCACCAACCUCACCGACGGCGAGAUCGCCCCGACCAACAACACGUUCUGAAUCGGAACCAUGGGGAGCCAAAAGAUAUUGCAGACCACCAACACCACGGAGCGGUCCGCCCACGCCACGUGGCACUUCCUGCAGACGUGGCUGUUCGAGUUCCCGCACUACCGGCCAGGUGACGGCAGGAGUAGCGAACAGAACGAGCGGAUCGCCAACGGCAGCCUGUCUCACUCGGGAGUGCACCCCCUGCACCUCGACACGCUGGGCAUCAUCAACGGUGCCAUCGACUGGUCCAUCCUAACCGAAGCCUGCUUCGACUUCCCCUACAACAACGCUGGGCAUGAGGUGCCGGCGUAUCAGCCGCGGGCGGCGUACGAGGUGUUUCGGCGGCCCAUGGGCGGGCGGAUGGGAUGUGCCGACUACCCGAAGUGCUACGUGCUGCAGCCGGGGAACUGUGAGCCUGGGGUGUGGCAGACGGUAGUGAACGGGGCGGCCGUGGUGAAGGAUUGGUUUGUUGUCGAGGCGGAUACGCUGGAUGGGCCGAAGGGGGACUUGGAGGGUGAUGAGCUGUGA
Messenger RNA from Chaetomium fimeti, 955 nucleotides. RefSeq lists its product as uncharacterized. The record is from RefSeq and is a predicted model, not a curated record. The transcript has 4 exons. Lineage: Eukaryota; Fungi; Ascomycota; Sordariomycetes; Sordariales; Chaetomiaceae. Bases 449 to 955 code for a protein of 168 amino acids.